This is a messenger RNA of Anthostomella pinea, 1155 nucleotides long. NCBI's taxonomy places the organism in Eukaryota, Fungi, Ascomycota, Sordariomycetes, Xylariales, Xylariaceae. The record is from the annotation of a GenBank genome assembly.
AUGGGUCUACCACUGUUCAUUGCCCCUGUCGAGUCGGACAUCCCGUCCAAACCGGCCGCGAAGAGCUCUGCCGACCCGGUCCAUGCACGAUCCCCAAUCCGCCGUCGUUCUGACCCGCGCCGUCAGCCCAGCGGAAUCGAACGACACCGGCAACGCUUGCUUGCCGCUCUGCAGAAUCAAGAUGGCCUCCCUGCACCUCUUGCCGCUGCGAGAGCCGAUGCAGUUGCAGCUCAAGCUCAUCAGGAACGACGUAGUCCUCUCGACGACUCGGAGGCAUUGAGUGAUCUUCUUUUUGUUGCUCGUGGGCAUGAGAGCGAGCGAGAGCCCGAACGUGUACGGCCGAGACGCGCCCACAACCUAUAUGAACCAGAAUCCGACGAGCUCAUACCUUGGACAUAUCGAGCAGCCGAUAUGGUUCCACCUCUUGCUGUGCCACUGGCAAAUCCAGCUCGAUCAUCAAGGGCUGCAACCUCUGCCUUUGCUCGCUUGGACCCACCCGGCUACUCCUCUGUCCGAGUAGCUGCACGACCAUCCUUACACCGCGAACAGGAUGACCAGCGCCGCCGGAUGAUGACACAACUUGAGACUGAGCGCAUGCGUCGCAGGUCGCACCGCCACAUUCAACGGAAUGGCCAGCGCGUCCGUUAUGUUGACGGGCUAGGAGACCGAGAUCGUAGCCUUAGCCCUGAGGGUGAUGGUGUGUGGGAUACACUCCAGUCGACUCUGACCCCCGACCCUCAACCACCCAGCGUCGGUUCCUCUUUCGCAUCGGCAAAUGCUUCUACAGCAGCGUCUCAAAGCAACAUGGCCAACUCAUCCAACACUUCUAUAACAAGCCCAGAGGAUAUGGAGCCACCUUGCGAUCCUGUCGACACGCAGGGAGAUGAUAACGGCGAAGCAGAUGACAUCGAGGGACGGCAUGCUGGAUCCUCCCUGCGACCCACACCUCGUGAGCGACGGUCCUACGCUAACGUCGCAGCUGAGUUGGACUCGUGGCAGUCGGCCGAGGAUUCCGAAAACCCAGAAGCGGAUAGAGAGUGGUUAUCCGGCAUGCACCGGAUUGUGAGCGGACUGGCCACCCGAGAGGACAUCCCAGAUGAGUGGUGGGCGCAAGCUGGUCUUAGUCGCUCGAUGUCGUGGGAGGAGUCCAAUUAG